CACCUGGCAGGGGGCCGAAUUUCACUACAGCCCCCACCGAGUGGAUGGAUAUCCAAGGGCUGAAUCAGAUGAUUGGCGACUAUACUUCAGACACUCUAUAGCUGACACGCCGGAACAAUUGUCGGGAAAUUGUCCCAGAGAAACAUAAAAGAUGAUCAUUGUCCCGGUGCAGUAGUUAUUCCAUGCAGGCCUUGCCCCCUUGACACAAUGCUCGCUCAAGUCCUUACUGCAUUAUCUGCUAGCAUACCUCUCGUUGCUGCAGGCACGCUCUUUGCGUCUGACUUCUCGUCAUCUUCGACGGCUCCAUUCUCUCUAUGCAACUACAAAUCUCCUUCCACGGGGACUAUCGCAAACCAGGAACUUCAUCUUUACUUUGACGAGUCAGGCUACGAUGGUACUCGGGACGAUAGGGGUGUCGAAAUCUGCCGCUUUAACAGCGGGACCAACACCAACACGGCGCAGAUGACCAAAGAGGGCUGGCAGGGGUUUAACCUAUAUGUCCCGGCCAAUGGUUUCCCUUCUGACAAGAGUACAAUCAUCGCGCAGCAGUUUUGUCCCGCGGGCUGCAUCUCUUGGUGUGGCACUCUAGAGAUUGCCGGGAACGCACUUGUUGUCAACCAUCGGUCUGGGUGUGGCGGUGCAACCACUGUCACUAUUCUCGACAACGUCCCGCGAAACAAAUGGCACGCUGUUGUUAUUCGGAUGAGGGUUUCGGCAGCAUAUGAUGGUGCCUAUGAAGUAUGGUGGGAUGGGGCUAAGAUAUAUUCUGCGACGGGCAUUAAUGUUGGCUUUGGCACAUGGAAUGGUAAUGAUGGGGUUGAAGAGGGUUGGUAUUUCAAGAAUGGGAUGUAUGCUUUUGACUAUGCAGACUACAACGAUGCCACCCGAACCCUCUAUUUCGACAAUAUAAGAUGGUACCAGGCAGACAGUGGCGAAAGUGAUGGAUAUGACACCGUUGCUCCUACUAGUUAUUCUGAAAAGUUCUAAAAAGCGAUGCCAUGCUAGACGAGCUUACUCGCACGGACAGU
Messenger RNA from Aspergillus calidoustus, 1028 nucleotides. The record is from the annotation of a GenBank genome assembly. NCBI's taxonomy places the organism in Eukaryota, Fungi, Ascomycota, Eurotiomycetes, Eurotiales, Aspergillaceae.